Messenger RNA from Lachancea fermentati, 1707 nucleotides. The record is from the annotation of a GenBank genome assembly. NCBI's taxonomy places the organism in Eukaryota, Fungi, Ascomycota, Saccharomycetes, Saccharomycetales, Saccharomycetaceae.
AUGGCCGAACAAACGAUACCAUUAGAUGAGAUUAAUAGAUUACGCGUUUCAUUAGGUCUCAAAGUAAUUGAAGAAAGACCCUCCAAUGUCGAAAAAGAGGCAAUAUCCACCCUUUCCAAGGUAAGCAAUGCUAAUAAAUCGCAAACCAAAAAAUGUACAACGGUGGAGGAACCUGAAUCCAACGAACCUGCAGCGGACCGCGUAUCGAAUAUUAGGAAAAGAUUACACAAUCUAAAGACAGAGCUCAAGCGUAAACCGCUGCUUGAGAAUUACGACGAUGACACGGAUUGGUUGGCCUCCGUUGGGAAGCGGAAAGACACAAAUAUCUUAAAAGAAGUUUCAGAUAAAAGUCUUGCAACCGAGGCUGAUAAUGGAAUGUUGAAGAUGUCAUCUAACCCGUCUUCUUUAAAAAAUGAUAAACAAAUGAUCCUUACUUUAAAAGAAACAUCUCUGAACAGCGAAGAUGAAGAUGUGCUCCUUGACCAGGAUGCGAUCAAUGAUGAUCAGCAGGCGAGAAGUAUCAAACUAAAACAAAUGAAUCAGCAAAGGAAGCAAAAAAAACUGGAUAUAAACCUUCAACUUGACGAAGAUGAUGAUCAACAGAAUACCCGUCCCCACUUCGUCAUCCAGAAUGGGGAGAUCGUGAAAGAAGUGGCUCAAGAGAACUGUGAAACAUCUGUCAAAGGAAAAGAAACAGGAGAGCAAAUAGGGAAAAUAAGAAUCUCUUUAAGCUCAAGCAGUGAAUCAGAUGAAGUCGCGACCGACUACGUACCAGUUAAAAUCAAGAAAAGAAAAAUCAAAACUAGUAAAAGCAUGAAAGGGAAGCGGAUCAAACAAACCACAGAAUUGAAGAAGGUUGAUCUGCUCGACGAAGAUGCACUGGAGGAGGAAGGGAAUGAGAUCGAGAGUUUUUUGAACUCAAAUCGAAGUAAAAAGCUACAGAAUGACAGCCGUAAGAAAACAGCAGAAGAUAUUGCAGCCGACAUUCUACAAGAAGAAAAGGAAAGGCAACAACGUGCGUUGGAGGUGAAUAAAAUUCAAGAUAAUCGUGAAAUGGUCGUCGAUGAAACUUCUACAUUUCUGGAUAAUCUUCAAAAAGACAUUAUUCCACAGCGUUCUGAAGAUCCAGCUUUCGAGAAAUUAACCUUAAGACCUCCGAAUGAUAAGGCCAGGACCACUGCGUCUAUGUAUUCUAGCGAUGAGGUUGAAGAGUCUGAAGAUCAGAAUGAAGAGCCUGAUUUUCAUACAGGGCUUGCAUCGACGUUGAGCUUUUUAAAAGACCGAAAUAUUAUACCCAAGACUCCUAAGGCAAACAAGAAAAUUGCUGGCACCAAGGAUGACGAGAUGCUAAAAUUGAAGCAAAAGCUAGAGACCCGUAGGAUAGAGGAUGAAAUUGAAAAAGAAAUGCAGCGGAGCAACGUAAGAUACAGUAAAGAAGAAAUCGAUAGGAUUAACAGUUACAAAGAGAAAGAAAUUGCUAAGCGAACCGCAGCAAUUCAGCACGAACGAUUGGCAGGAUAUAAUCCCGAAAUCAAAUUAACUUACAAAGAUGCUGAAGGCAAUCAAUUGACCACGAAAGAAGCAUACAAAAAGCUCUCUCAAGCAUUCCAUGGAACAAAGCCCAAUGCCAAGAAGGAGCGAAAAGCGUAUCAAAAAAUUACAGCAAGGAAUAGAAAAUUAAGUCAUGACUCAUAUUCUACUAUGUAG